CGCCACGGCCCCAGGACCCGUUCGCCACCAGUCUACAACUGGCCUUCAUAGAGACGUCUGACAUGACUGACGAUGCGGUGGCGCCACAGUCGCAGCAGCUGCUUAUUCACGGCACUGUGGAUACGGAGAUCCAGCUCAGCCUCGCCCAGACUGCCGACAACGCUUACUUCCAGCUGAACGGCAAGACGCUGACACUCGUGCGACCGCUCGACCGCGAGAGCGUUCCAGCGGGGCUCAACACCUUAGAUGUACAGGUGCUAUGUCGUGACAUUCACACCAACAGACAGCGCACCAUCGUGGUCACGGUGACGGUGACGGAUAGGAACGACAACGCCCCACGUUUCGUCAACCUGCCCUACCACGUAGAGAUAAACGAGCUGACGCCAGUCGGCACCACUGUCUUCCGCAUGCUGUCGGCUGUCGAUGCGGACAAGAGCGCUAACGGACUCGUCAAUUUCGAGGUGGAGCAAGGAGAUGGCAGCGUGCCUGAUGAUAGUAGUUACUUUGCGCAUCAAACUUGCCCUACAAGGGCGUUAUCCAUCUCGCAGGGCCGCUAG
Priapulus caudatus is the source of this 557-nucleotide messenger RNA. RefSeq names its product cadherin-related family member 2-like. Gene Ontology annotation, molecular function: cadherin binding; calcium ion binding. The record is from RefSeq and is a predicted model, not a curated record. NCBI's taxonomy places the organism in Eukaryota, Metazoa, Priapulida, Priapulimorpha, Priapulimorphida, Priapulidae. Gene Ontology annotation, biological process: homophilic cell-cell adhesion. The transcript is spliced from 6 exons. Gene Ontology annotation, cellular component: catenin complex; plasma membrane. Bases 63 to 557 code for a protein of 164 amino acids.